Messenger RNA from Akanthomyces muscarius, 2100 nucleotides. RefSeq lists its product as uncharacterized. Gene Ontology annotation, molecular function: DNA-binding transcription factor activity, RNA polymerase II-specific; zinc ion binding. The transcript is spliced from 4 exons. Gene Ontology annotation, biological process: regulation of DNA-templated transcription. Lineage: Eukaryota; Fungi; Ascomycota; Sordariomycetes; Hypocreales; Cordycipitaceae. The record is from RefSeq and is a predicted model, not a curated record. The coding region runs from base 1 to 2100 and encodes 699 amino acids.
AUGUCUGCAUCUCCACCGCCUCCUGCGUCUCCCCACACGACGGCGCACGCAUACGCCAGCAAUGGUUUGGAGAUUCUGCAGGCUGCCAGCGAUGCAGCUCAGGCCAUCCAAAACUCCGAGGCCCUGCAGCAUGCUGCUGCGCAGGCCGUCGGCCAGCAGGGCGUCGCGCAUCUCGGCCCGGGUGCUGAGAUGCCCGCGCACUUGGUCUCGGGGCAGAGCAGUGCCAUGAUGCGGGAUCCGACCAUCAACCCCAAGUUGACCCGUUUACGACGCGCAUGCGACAUGUGUAGUAUGCGUAAAGUCAAAUGCGACGACUCCAACAUCCCCUGCCGGCCAUGUCGCGAGCUGAAUGUCGACUGCACCUACAAUCGCGAGACGAAACGUCGAGGACCGCCGAAUAAGCAUGCCGAGGCUGCCAAAGCCGCGAAAAAAGCACGCGUCGAUACUCCAAUUUCUGGGUUUUCCGCCUCGCCAUCGCCCCAGAAUGCGGCCAAGACGCUCCUGACGAUUUCAUCAGACGCUGUUCUCGACGCAGAGUCAAUUGCGCCAAUGCCAGUUCUAGAGCUUCUUGUCGACGACUUCUUCACAUAUAUCCAUCCGCUUGCGCCGUUCCCUCACGAGCCUACAUUCCGUCAGUCUUUUGCCAACCGAGAAGACCGUACGCGUCCCGAAUUCCUAGGUCUACUGUCUAGCAUGAUCGGCGCGCUGGUCGCGUCUUUCCCUCGCUCUGUCAGAGAACACCUAAAGUCUCAACAUAGCACGCAUCUGUUUCCCAAGGCCGUGGUAAUGGUAGACAAGUGCCGCGACAUUGCACUCCAUACCCGUGGAGCCAGGUGGCCUGUCAAGCAGCCCAAGACUCUGGACGAUGCCAUGACUAGCUACUUCCUGGGCCUUGGUGCAGCCUACACCAUUCAGUACAAUGUCGCUCGUAUUUUCCUUUCAGAGACUCUUACUCUAAUCCGCGAGCUUGGUUUCACGCGGCCCAAGCACCAGGGCGAGCAACCAAACUUUGGGCACGAAACUUACGGGAACGAGCCUCUUCCAUUCAACCACAUCAAGGAUCAGAUUGGAAAGAGAAUAUUCUGGUGCUUGCUGCUCGGCAACAGAACAAUAUUUCAACUUACGUCGCACAAUGACAUGGUCAUCGCGCCGUCCACUCCGAAUCUCCCAUACCCGGCAUACCCUGAGAAUGUCGACGACAUAUGUAUUCAAGCAAACGAAGUCAUCCACCAAGCCGACGGCAGCGUUACCCUGCUCACAGGAUUCCGCUUUGCCAUUGACAUAUAUACAACUAUGAACGGCAUUGUCAGCCUUGAGCUCGCGUACGGCAUGAGUACCCUACCCUGGGCCGAUCAGCGCAUUCUGCUGCGAGACGGCCUGAUGGCUGCCAAGAGCAUUAUCGAUAACUUACCACCGGAACUCCAGCUAGGCAGCUCGAGCGCCGACUCAAAUCCGUUGGCGAGCCUAGACGAGUCCGGCAUGCAGUACGUGCCGCCUGUUUGGCCCAACAUGCAGCCCUCGCACGAUUUGCGCAACGUGAUCAAGACACAUCCAGUCCGUCGCCGCCAGCUCCAGUACGAGAUCCAAAAGGCCAAUAUUUUCGUGUCACAGCUUGCCACACGAUCCUAUUUUGUCGAGCUCUACUUUGACCUGCGCGACAUCCACCUGACGGAGCACCCCGACUCCGCUGAGGGCCAAAACGGGGACAACAAGGCAGCCCUGGACGAUCACCACGGUGGCGACGACAAGGAGAUUUACGAACUCAUGUCGACGGAGCGCGAGCUUAUCGUCCAGAACCUACUCAUGGUACUAGGCUGCAUCUCGCAGCGCAACCUGGAGCCCAACGGACGCUCGCUCGUCGAGAAAAUUCGGCAGGUGGCGUCGACGCUUCUCAACGAUGCGCCGCACCGCAAGGGCCCGCUGGCCGUCAAGUCCGAGGAGGCCCUCGAGCAGCUCAUUGAGAUUCUCAUGAAGCUGGAGAAGACGGGCCCCGCGGGCGAGACGACCAAGAACGGCGGCGGCGGUGACCCGAACCAGAUGACGGCCGAGGACGAGGACGCAGAGCUCCGGCACUGGGCGGAUCUACGCGACAUAUUAUAA